AUGACCACACAGUCCAGCACAACAAAUACAGUGAUCAGUGUGCAAACCACAGAGUCCAGCACUUCAACCAGAGGGACCAGCACACUGACGAGUGAAUCAACUACAGAGGAGUGCGUAUGGGUCUGUGUGACAACCAGCAAAACCACCACAACUACAGACACCAGCAUAGAAACCACAACGACUACAGGGACGAUAACAACGAGCACUACAUUCACCGCUGUAACAAGUACACCAACCAUAACAUCAGCCAGUACACUGACCAGGACACCGACCACAGAGACCAGUACACCGACCAGCACAUCCAACACAGAGACCAGUACACCGACCACAUCGACCACAGUGACCAGUACACCGACCAGCACAUCAACCACAGAGACCAGUACACCAACCAGCACAUCCACCACAACCAGUACAACGACCAGCACAUCGACCACAGUGACCAGUACACCGACCAGCUCAAUGACCACAGAGACCAGUACACUGACCAGCACAUCCACCACAGAGACCAGUACACCGACCACAUCGACCACAGAGACCAGUACACCGACCACAGUGACCAGUACACUGACCAGCACGUCAACCACAGAGACCAGUACACCGACCAGCACAUCGACCACAGAGACCAGUACACUGACCAGCACAUCGACCACAGAGACCAGUACACCGACCAGCACAUCGACCACAGUGACCAGUACACUGACCAGCACAUCAACCACAGAGACCAGUACAUCGACCACAGAGACCAGUACACCAACCGGCAGAACGACCACAGAGACCAGUACACUGACCACAUCCUCCACCGUGACCAGUACACCGACCAGCACAUCAACCACAGUGACCAGUACACCAACCAGCACAUCGACCACAGAGACCAUUACACCGACCAGUACAUCAACAACAGAGACCAGUACACCGACCACAUCGACCACAGAGACCAGUACACCGACCACACCGACCACAGUGACCAGUACACUGACCAGCACAUCAACCACAAAGAUCAGUACACCGACCAGCACAUCAACCACAGUGACCAGUACACCGACCACAUCGACCAUAGAGACCAGUACACUGACCAGCACAUCAACCACAGUGACCAGUACACAGACCAGCACAUCGACCACAGAGACCAGUACACCGACCACACCGACCACAGUGACCAGUACACCGACCAGCACAUCAACCACAAAGACCAGUACACUGACCAGCACAUCGACCACAAAGACCAGUACACUGACCAGCACAUCGACCACAGAGACCAGUACACCGACCAGCACAUCAACCACAGUGACCAGUACACCGACCACAUCGACCAUAGAGACCAGUACAACGACCAGCACACCAACCACAGAGACCAGUACACCGACCACAUCGACCAUAGAGACCAGUACAACGACCACAUCGACCACAGUGACCAGUACACCGACCAGCACAUCCACCACAGAGACCAGUACACCGACCAGUACAUCGACCGCAGAGACCAGUACACCGACCAGCACAUUAACCACAGUGACCAGUACACCGACCAGCACAUCCACCACAGAGACCAGUAUACUGACCAGCACAUCCACCACAGAGACCAGUACACCAACCAGUACACCGACCACAUCGACCAUAGAGACCAGUACAACGACCACAUCGACCACAGUGACCAGUACACCAACCAGCACAUCGACCACAGUGACCAGUACACCGACCAGCUCAUCGACCACAGUGACCAGUACACCGACCAGCACAUCGACCACAGUGACCAGUACACCGACCAGUACAUCGACCAUAGAGACUAGUACACCAACCAGCACAUCGACCACAGAGACCAGUACACCAACCAGC
Molecule: messenger RNA, 1830 nt
Organism: Hypanus sabinus (Atlantic stingray)
Lineage: Eukaryota; Metazoa; Chordata; Chondrichthyes; Myliobatiformes; Dasyatidae
Product: mucin-2-like
Exons: 2
Molecular function (GO): protein binding
Source: RefSeq, a predicted model, not a curated record